Didymosphaeria variabile is the source of this 801-nucleotide messenger RNA. RefSeq lists its product as uncharacterized. Gene Ontology annotation, molecular function: oxidoreductase activity. The record is from RefSeq and is a predicted model, not a curated record. NCBI's taxonomy places the organism in Eukaryota, Fungi, Ascomycota, Dothideomycetes, Pleosporales, Didymosphaeriaceae. Gene Ontology annotation, cellular component: membrane. The transcript has a single exon. Bases 1 to 801 code for a protein of 266 amino acids.
AUGAAAGAUAUUGCAUCAAAAACAGCUUUGAUCACGGGCGGUGGCACUGGGAUCGGUCUUGCGCUUGCUCUCCAACUAGCCGCAGAAGGAGCCAACAUCAUUGUUUCGUCUACGAGUCAAGAACGUCUUGCAGCAGGAGCACAACAGAUCCGAGAGGCAUCCCCCAAUGUCAAAGUGCUCGAUAUCGUCUGCGAUGUCUCAGACCGCGAAUCCGUCAAGAACCUGAAAGAAGAGAUUGGUAAAAUCGGUCUGCAAGUUGAUAUACUCGUCUGCAACGCCGGCGUUACCACAAGCGGGGAUUACCACCUUCACCGCGAGGAAGACUGGGACUGGGUUUAUGGUGUUGUGCUCAACGGAACCACCUACUGCAUUCAGGCAUUCUACCCAGAUAUGGUGGCUCGCGGUUCAGGACACAUCGUCAUCAAUGGGUCUCAGGCCGGCAUGGUGCCGAACUGGGUGACCUUACAUGGACCUUAUACGUCUGCUAAGGCCGCUGUGCAUGCUUUGGGUGCAGCUAUGCGCCCUGAAGCGGCAACUCAUGGUGUUGGAAUAACUACGGUCGUCAUUGCGGGGACGCAAACCGAGAUCAUGAAGAGCGAGAGAAGUCGGCCAGAAAGGUUCGGCGAGCCUCUGAAGGUGGAGGUGGCGAGGAGAGCGGCAAGAAGAAUACCCACGAGUGAGGUUGCAGAGAAGAUUGUUACAGGCAUCAAGGAGGACCGGGGAUGGGUGGCUACCCAUCCGGAUAUGAAGGAUAGGACAAAGCAGUACUUCGAUGAGAUUCUGGCGGCCUAUGAUCAGUAG